AUUGAAUCGAUUGUGCCGGCUGUUGAAUUAAAUUUGUUUAAUCUUCUAAUUUUAGCAAUCAUGUGUAAAGUGAUUCUAGGCUACUUAUUAUUAACCAUAUGUUUUCAUUUUAACCAGUGCAAUAAUCGUGUCGGGCCAGAUCCGUGGGAUUUGAUUCAAGACGAAACAUCAACAGACACUCAUGAUGGAAAGAUUCCUCCAGACCUUCGAUUACCACCAAAAAGGAAAAUACAAACCAAUGGAAACAUGGCAAACGGAGAGUGGUUUUUCAAGAGAACUCUUGCAAUCAUUUUGAAUGCUGGACAAACAAAGUUAAACGAAGAUGGCAGUACCGAUAUAUCCCUGCUGUUAAAAUUCGACCAGGAUCAUUGGCAAACCCUGAAGGACUACACAACAUCAAACACUGCACUGACUGAAGAUAUGUUUCGCCGUGCAGUUGCCUAUGUAGAAGAAGCUGUUUACAAACCUUCUCUUGCACAGAAAGUUGCUAUAGCAUGGAGUGAAUAUAUUCAGUCGUUAUUCAUAGAAUACAAGGUAAAAUUAAUAACUUAA
This is a messenger RNA of Ostrinia furnacalis (Asian corn borer), 552 nucleotides long. RefSeq lists its product as uncharacterized. The record is from RefSeq and is a predicted model, not a curated record. The coding region runs from base 61 to 552 and encodes 163 amino acids. NCBI's taxonomy places the organism in Eukaryota, Metazoa, Arthropoda, Insecta, Lepidoptera, Crambidae. The transcript is spliced from 2 exons.